Messenger RNA from Pocillopora meandrina, 18464 nucleotides. The record is from the annotation of a GenBank genome assembly. NCBI's taxonomy places the organism in Eukaryota, Metazoa, Cnidaria, Anthozoa, Scleractinia, Pocilloporidae.
GUGGAAACAGGAGAUGUGUUCCUUGUCACAGCAUUGAUGAACAAUGAGACUGUCUUUAGUGCAGAAAUAAACUUAAAUGGUUAGUAUGAUUGUUUAAUUCUGGUUCAUUUGAAAAAAAAGUUGUAAAUUUAUGCAUUUUAUGAGGAAGGGACUUCCUUUUUGAUUGUACAAAAAUAAUCAUCUCUAAUUCUGAAAGUAAUCUGAAUGGUAGCAGAGACCAAUUUUUGUAUGUGGCUCAAAAUAGUGCCUUUUCCCUCUAACUGGGACACUGAUUCAAGUGUUGAUUCACAUCUACAUCUGCCUGUUUGUGCUAUUUUCAUGAAUUCUAGUAGACUUAAUGUGAGCAUCAGGUGAGGUGUUGUUUGCAAGGGUCUUAUCAUUAUUUCUAAAGAGUAAAGCUAUCUACAUGGAUAAAUUCUCUUCCGAUUUGGAAAAUUCUGCAUGAAUCAAUUCACCGUUUAAUGAAGAUUUAUCAGCAGUUAAUGACCUAUUCAAUUCAACUCUUCAAUCUGUAAUGGAUCAUCAUGCUCCCAUUGUCCGUCGAUCCAUUACCUUUCGCCACCAUGCUCCUUGGUUUACAGAUGAAAUUAAGGCUGCUAAGAGAAAGAGGAGAAGGCUGGAAAGACAAUGGCAUACUGAUAGGACUAAUGCCAAGCAUCAGUUGUACACAGAUCAGUGUUGUGUUGUAAAUGACUUGACUUGAAAUGUGAAAGAGGCCUACUACUCAUCAUAUUGAGGCCAAUCAUGGAAACCAGCAAAUGUUGUUUCAAGUGAUUAAUACUUCAUUAUACAGAAAACCUCUCACUCUGAACAGUUCAACUCCUUCUUUACCAACAAGAUACCACUUAUAAGGGAAAGUUUACCUGCUUGCAGUCCUAAUACUUCAAAUCUACCCCCAGAGAAUUCCGCUAUCCUGUGUCCCUGUGAGCUUGUGAUCUUCCAACGUGUCUCUACUGAAUACAUUGCUAAUCUCAUUAGGUCAAUCAAAGUUAAAACCUGUGCUCUGGAUCCUCUGCCAGCUUUUGUCUUAAUGAACUUUGUUUCUAGUAAUUACUGACAUAGUGAAUUGUUCUUUAGAGGGGGCUUUUAUACCUAAUACACUUAAGUGUGCUAUGAUUACUCCACUUUUAAAGGAGUCUAGCUUAGAUCCUGAAGAACUUUCAUCCAUUGUCUAAUCUUCCAUUUAUUUCCAAAUUAAUUGAGAAGACAGUUGUGGCCUAACUUAUGUAGUAUGUUGAUAAGAACAAUCUCAGUGAAAAACUUCAAUCUACCUAUAAGAAACUGCAUAGCAUUGAGACCGCUCUUUUGAAAGUACAGGAUGACAUAUUGCAAGCUGUGGACAAUGGUGGCACCGUAAUUUGGUUACUGCUUGAUUUAUCUGCAGCUUUUGACACUGUUGACCACAGUGUACUACUCCACAGAAGGGGAAGGGAAGGGUCCUCAUGUGGUUCAAAUCCUACAUGGCUAGCUGGAAUCAAUUUGUCUGCCUGAAUGGAACCAGUUCCAGCAGGUCUGAUCUAUUGUAUGGUGUUCCUCAAGGUUCUGUUCUUGGCUCUAUUUUAUAUCUUUUGUAUACGUCUCCUCUUGGUGAAGUUACAAGAAGGCAUAAUAUGAAAUUUCAUUUCUACACAGAUGACUCUCAGGUUUAUUUUUGGUUCGACUCUGAUUUGUCUGUAAUUGUGCCAAGAAUUGAAGUAUGUUUACAUGAUAUUGUGACAUGAAUGUCUUUGAACAAACUUAAACUUAAUGGUGACUAGACAGCUAGAGCUUUUGGUCAUAAGAUUGCAAUAUCGUCCAGUCUCUCAGCUCCUCUCUUUCACAGCGAUUGAUGGUUUAGUUAUAAAUCCCUCUCACACUAGCAGCAACAAAGGUGUUAUUUUUGACAAUAAUUUGAACAUGGAACAAUGAGUGGCUACCAUUUGUAAAUCCACAUUUUUUUAACAAUUGUAAUAUUUCUCAUAUUAGGAAGUUCUUGUCAGCUGAAAGCACCAAAAUGUUAGUGCAUGCCUCCAUAGUGUGUAGAUUGGACAACUCUCUCUGUUAUAUGGACUUCCAAAAUUCUUAAUUUGUAGACUUCAGUUAGUUCAGAACUGUGCAGUAUGUCUAAUCUUAUGUGGAUCUAAAUAUGACUGCAUUACUCCUUUACUGAGAGAACUACACUGGCUUCCCAUAAAGCAGAGGAUUGUUUUCAAAAUCCUACUGUUGACUUUUUAACCUUUAAAUGAUUUAGGUCCUAGCUAUAUUCAUGAUUUGUUGCAAACUUACAAGCCGUAUAGGAAUUUACAAUCAUCAACCAGGAACUUGUUAGUGACACCUAAGGUUAAAAUUUUAUGGUGAUCAUGCUUUUUUCAGUUUGUACCCCUAAACUUUGGAAUAAUCUUCCAGAGCAUAUAAAAUGUAGUUUAAAUCUUACAUCUUUUAAGAAAGAUCUUUUUAAGUGCUAUUUUAAUUUGUAGUUUUGCUGUAGUUUUUUUGAAUUUAUUAUCUACUAAGUUACUGCUUUGAACAUUUUAUUGUAAAGCGCCUUAGAGCUCUAGAAUAGGACACUAUAGAAAUUUUUGUAUCAUUAUUAUCUAAACCUUCACCCUCUUCCUUUUGUUACUUAUUACAUUUCUUGUUUUAUGCCUUGGUACGAUCGGUCCUCGAAUACGCCUGCAUCACUUGGUCUACUAGCCUACCAAUUUACCUCAAGGACAUGAUCGAAAGAGUUCAGAAAAGAGCUCCGCGUAUAUUAUUUCCGGCGCUGAGCUACAAAGACGCCAUUGUGGCUGCAAACUCCACUCGCUUAAAUGUGAGAAGAGACGAACUCUGCAAGAAAGUUUGGGACGGUAUCUGUGUGCCUGGGUCACGGCUGUACCACCUUAUUCCACCAAAGCGCGCCGAUUGCCACGUUUAUGAGUUGCGCAACAAAAACCAUGUAUCACUCUUUAAAUGCCGGACCGAAAGAUUUAAAAAAUCUUUCUUUCCAACAAUGGCGUCUAACGCCCAGUUCUUGUAGUCAAGCAAACCUAAGCGUUUUUCAUUGGUAUAUAACUACUGACUCUUGUAAUUCCCAGUCCCCUUAGACUUUUAAUUUUAAAGUCAAAUGUAAGAUUGUCGUAUUUUUUAAAUAUUUAAAGUAUACUUGUAAAUUCACAUGUAUUUCACCACUGGGGUGCUAUUUUUGAAUACUUUUAAUAAACCCUUCUAUUAUUAAUCUAUUAAUACUUGACAACAUUACAGGUAGAAGAUUUAUGAGAGAAAUCCUGGAUAUUGUAAGUGUUUGCAUAUAAUAUUAAUCUUAUAACUUUAAAAUUUAAAAACUUUUUCAGAAAUUCGGCUCAAGAAGACAUCUGAGUGUUUUGUGCAGUGGAGAAAUCGUAAAUCAAGUAAGUAUUAAUUAAAAGUAAUUUGAAAAAUUGCCUCUCUAACAUGGUUACCUAUUCAUUAUGAGUGAUAUCUUUCAAUUGAUGUUGUUCAAUGUAAAAAUAAUGUUAACCUGAGAAUUUUGGAAAUUUAUUGAAAUCUAUUUUUCCUCUCAGCAAAACCAUGUAAAAUAAUGUAUCAUGAAGUGAUAUGAUUACUGACCUUUUAUAUACUGUGAGAUCAAUCAUGCUCUAAUCUAGGAAUGCUUUUUUUUUAAAAUCUAAUCUAGAUAUGCUUUUUUUAAAUUUUACUAAAUUUGCAGAGAGUCAUGCAUGGGGACUGAACUUUGUAUCAGAAGAAGAAGCUCAGAAGUUCUUAGAUUUUUGCAGUGUAUGUGUCAUUUUUCAGAAUAUCUAUUCAUGAGAGUAUGAUAUUUUAUGUUACAUAUGUCACCUUUUUAUCUCUGUAAGUAAUCAUUUACCAAGCAACAAUCUAGUGGCUGGUAAAGAGUAUUCUUUUAUAUAUUAAUCAUUGUUGCAUUGAACGUAAAAACAAUUAGGUAUAAAUGAUUGUUGACGUGAAAACCAGUGUCAUCAUUAUUGAUUGGAUGUACUGUAAAUAUAGCCAUAGUUUUCUCUGAACAAUGUGUUGUGUUGCUAAUAGCCUGGACGGGUGCGUUCCACAUCAACCACAUCAUCAUCAAAUCUUUCACUGACCAAUCAGCCAAAAUCAGGUGGACAGACCAAGGUAUCUUCUUGUUUCUUUUAGCUUUGUGAUUGUGGGUUUUUUUUUGUUUUUUUGUGAAAGUUGGCUCAGGUUUGUUUCAGUCAAAGUCAAAUUACUACAAUCCACAAGCAGUGAUGGCAUUUAGAAGCUUUUCAAUAAAUUAAUAGAAAUGUUAUUCCUAACUCCGAUCAAAUUAUUUAAACAGCUUCCAAAGCAAAGAAAAGACAGCUAAAAAUGAAGUGUUUUUGUGUUGUCACUUCAGCAUUUGAUACUUAUCCCAUAAACUCCCAGAAGUGAUAAACAUGUAACUUCUCCCUAUUAUAUUCCAUACAUUAUCCAGAAAAUUAAAUGGGUGAUGAAAAUACUCAACUUACCAGGAAGAAUAAAGGGGGUAAGUUUCUAGAGAAACUGUGGUGCCUUGCUGGUGGGAGAGGAUAGCAGGGUAAUUAAGUAUUAUCAACUGAGUUGAUAACAUAAAUUGGCCACCAUAGAGAGUUUUAAAGCUGACAUUUUGAGCUUAGCCCUUUUUCAUUUGCUCUUACAAAGGGCUAAUGCUCAAAACAUCAGCUUUAAAACUCUUUAUGGUGGCCAAUUUAUGUUACCAACUCAGUUGAUAAUACCUAUUUACCCUGUUAUCUGGAAGAAGUUGUUCUCUUGAUCUGACAACAAAUUCUUGUGACUACUUUAUUACAAGGAAAUGUGUAGCAGCUAUAGGGAAGAAUUAACAAUUAGAUCUUGGGAGUUUAAAAAAGCUUGAUGGUAGCAAUCAAAGUCCUUAAGAAGUCUUCAUACUUUGUCAUGGGCUAUUAUAAUAACUAUAAAAGUAACUCUGUGUUUUCUUCAUUUGCAGUUACAAUCAAGGAAAGAUAGCCAAGGGAGUUCUGAUACACCAACAAUCCAGAUUAAUGACACUGAUUUAAAAAACAAAUCUCCAAUCAAUGGUACUCUCUGUAAUAACAUUGGUGACCAUUACCAGUCCAGCAGUACCCUUGUAGCUACAGAAACACAUACUCCUAUCAGUUCUCGCACAAGUACACCAAUACCUCGUUUACAAAGCAAUGGUGACCCUGAUAGUGGAUUUGGCAUGGAGGAUGUUGGUAGUGAUUCACUUGACUCUCGUAAUAUGACACAUAUUUCACCUUCUCAUGAAAACCAUCUUUCUUCACGCUUAUCUGUUGCCAGUGACUCAGAUUACUCAGUUAGUUCCAGGAGUAACUUAUCUGAUGUGGAUGACUUGGAAAUGAGCUACUUUAAGAGUGUUGCUGAUUUGAAUGCUAAUGACAGACCUGUGGUAAGUGGAUGAUUCUGGAAAUUUGUCCUUCAAAUUUUUCUUUUGCUUCCAUUCAGGCAUCCUUCAUGUAAAGCCUGAGGAAUUAAUGAUUUUCCUGAUUUUUUUAGUGAUAUAUUAAAAGUCACUAAGGCACACAAAUCAAUCCACUACUAUACAUGUGUGAAGGUGCCUCUUCUAAGAUGCUUAGGGGCUCUUUGCUGUGGGAAAACUUGGAAGAAAAUAAGACAAAGGAGAAACACAGAGGAGGACAGCUUCAUCAUUCAUCAUCAGUUCAUACUGUGUACAGUCCCUUCUUCCUCAGAUUUUACUUGACAGUUUAAUCUUUGUGCUGAGUAACAUUAGGUUGUUCCUAUGGAGAACUAAAAUCCCAUUAAAACUUGAUUCCACGGUAGAGUGUUACAGACAAUUAAAACUAUGCAAUUUUUUAUAUUUCUUGUUCAAAUUCACACCCACUUUAUCAUGCUUAAAACAUAAUUAUUUUUUUCAUUUCUAGGACAUUUGUGCCUCAUUUCAUGAUGAAGGAGACCUUAAUAGUAGCUGUGGAACAGACUUGAAACCACAGUCAGGAAUUGCUCAGUCACGUCAGGGGGGUGCAACUCGUAAGGCAGGCUGGCUGUCUGUAAAACACGUCCUUGUAAGAGUAAAGACAAGCAAAGUGGAGCAGGCAUCAGAUAGGAAGUGGCGAAAAUGUUGGGUGUCACUCAAAAGUGGUGCCCUGAAUUUUUAUUUUUGCAAUGAAAAGACUGUAAGUCCCCAGGAUUUGGAUGAACCAAAUUUUUCAUUGGAAAUUGAUGGCUGUGUUGCCCAAGCUGUGCCAGAACAUGCCAAGUUAGAUCAUGUGUUUAGUGUUAGCUCCAGACUUGGGGAAGGAUACUUCUUCCAGGUAAAGUUUCUUUCAUCAUUAAAUGAUUGACUACGUUUGAAUUUUUAAGAAUGGAGAAAAUUGUGUCAGGAAAAUAUGUAUGUUUACAAUUCACCUGAACAACCUAACCAUCUUUGAGUGGUAUGAGGGUUAAUUAAGUGUAAGACAUGACAUAAAGGGUUUGGUAUGUAUAUGAAUGAAUAGUAGAACAACAUUGCCCCUCAUCAAAAAACAAUCCAAUUUCCAGCUCUAUAUGAACUUCUUGCAGUGUAGCUGCAACAGCCUUGUUUUUAUUUAGUUUUCUUUAAUUGUAUAUAUGGUAGAAAUUGUGUCCUAGCUUUACCUGCAUUAGAAAAUGUUUGGCACUAGAUCUUAUAUGUUUGUUUUUGUAAUAUGAAACCAAAACAGAAACUAAGAGGAGGUGGUUUGAAAAAUUUUAAAUCAGGGAGACAACUUGGAUGAAAACAAUGAAAUAAUUUUUGUUUCCCAAUUGGUUCCAUUUCAAGGCAUCUAAUCAGACCGAUCUUGAGAACUGGAUAACAGCAAUACAUUCAAUGGCUGCAUCAGUCCUGGCAGGAGCAGGACAGAAGGGAAAGCAUGAAAUGCUACGUAUUCUUACAACAGAGAUCAGUAGAGUUGAAAAGAAAAUAUCUUCGGAUUCCAAACUUAAGAAAAUGGCAGAGUUACAGUCCACUGUUGUUACUGAUUCCAAGAAUAAACAGGCCUUUCUUGAUCAGGUGAACUGUCCAAAGUUAAUGCCAGCUGAAGUUGUAAUACAUGAAUGAAAAUAUUUUUAAUAUACAGGUGACUGCAUGGAAUACAUGGUGUGACUGGUAUGUAGACAUAACUUCAGCACCAAACUUAAUUUCUGGGUCACUGAAAAUUUGUUAAUUGAACACAAGACUUGUUUAGAGUGAAACAAUCUUGGUUCACCUAGAUGUUUGAUUAAUCUCAGCAAUGGUGAAGUAAUCAAUAAAAAUGCAAAUUUUUAAUUUUCAGUGGGUAGCAUUUCAGCCUGAAAUUAUGCCUAUUGCAAAUAACUAAAGAAAAGAGGAUUUCUUCUUUAAAACCUGGGUAAUGAUACCAGUAUUUUGUCUACAGAUAUCAAAGUGGGAUAAAAACUUAGAACAGCUCAACAUUGACUUCUAUCGGCUUCAGUGCUACACAGCAGCCAUCCAAGGCAGCCAAUUACCCAAUCCUCAGACACUUCUAGCUUGUGUUUCAAGAAACACGAAACAGAUCCUUUCAAGACUAAAUAUCUUUUCAGUUAUGUCAUUCCAUGCUGUUGUAAGUGCUAGAGACCCAAGCACUGAUGCAGAAGUAAAAACAAGGAACAAAGCAAAGAGAUCAGCUAGCUCUGUAGGCAAGCUGAAAAGUGCUUUGCUUACAUCACUGAGAAUCAAUGAUGCAGCAAGUGUUAAGUCUAUCAGGGAUCGUUACUCUGGAAAAGGUUCUGAAACACCAAGAUUAAAACGGUAGGAGUGACCACUUCAAAUAAACGUACCCUCAAAGGACUUGUAUUGCCUCUUAAUUGAAUGUUAUUAAUGACUCCCUUUUUUCCCAUAGACAAUUGCAACCGAACUUAGAUAGCAUAGAUGAUAUGCCAGAGGAGGAAGGUGCCUUGGUGGAGAGCAGCUCUUUAUCAUCAAGUCACUCAGACUGGAAAAACCUUGGAAACUUUCUCCGCAUCAGCCUGGAUAACAAUCAAAGCACUGUAAUACCUUUACACAAUGAAAUGACUAUACUAGAGGUGGUUGAAAAUACUUGUAGCAAACGUCAACUGAACCCAGAGGCCUAUUACCUUAAACUCGGAUUAGAAGAUGAUUCAGGUGUAACAGGUAAGGAAAAAAAACUGCUUUUCAGAAAAUGUUAUCAAUAUCAUCUUUUGCUCUCAAUUAAGAAAUUUUCCAAAAUCUAAAGUAGUGAAAGUUAAGCUUAGACAAAGGAUCCGUAAAGCAGUCAAGUGUGCAUCUUUGUUAGUUAUGAUUAAGUAAUGUUUACCCUAAUCAACAUAAGCAUACAAAAUAAGGGUAGCUGUUAAAUGCAAAUAAUAAAACAGUUUAAUGUACUUGUAUGGUCAAAUCGUACUACUAGUAAUGAUUUUUUUAUCUGUAAAAUCUCCAUAAACAAAACACAAUACUAUGAUUAUUUAUAUAGUUUUGUCAAUUUUACUGUGUUGAUUUAUCAAAAUAAAUUCUUUUAACUUUUUUCUUUAUUGCAGACUACACCAUUCCCCUCCAGGAUUCUUUGCUAGAGAGUCAUGUUAGUAAAGCCUUAAGAUACAUAUUAUCUUUUGAUGGUCAAAUGACUUUACCAUUGAAUUAAAAUGGUUGCUCAAGUAUCUUUACUCUUGACUUUAUGAUUUUCUGUCAACAGAACUAUAACUGUCUCAGGUUAUGUGAAAGGUGUACUUUUACUAUAGAGUUGGAACGUUCAAUGGAGAUUGAUAGGCUUGAUUUUGGUAGGUGACAUGUAGACAUCUGAGCAAGUUGUACUUAUGAUUUUUUAUUUUUUAUAAGAUAUGUUUCAUGAAAUAUUUUGGUGCAUAGAAAAUCAUUUAUGUUGUUUUAUUUUUAAUGCAUUUAUCAAGUAUUUGUUUGUCAUUGUGUUGCUCUCUGGGGUGCAAGUUCUUAUUGAGUCAAAUGCUACACAUAUUUUGUUGUUAAUUAAGAUAUUUCACUUCAAAAUAAGGCAUGUAUGGUCAGAACUCUCAAUAAAAAGUUUGUGAUAAAAACUGUGCCUGCUUUCAUGUACAGUAUGUUUUUAUGAGGCACUGCAAUCUAGCAUGUUUGAUUCCUAUAACAUGCUUUUAAAAAUAUUAAAUACAAAUUUUUCAGGUAUAUCAGUGGAGAGUAAGGAUGAAGGCAUUGUGGUUAGCUCAGUUGAGGAAGGGAGAUUAGCACAUGUUCAAGGUAAGCAAAGAACUACAAAAUAAAGAACUCUCAUGAAGGGUUGCCAUUUUGGGAGGCAUUUUAUCUCCUCUUAUGUGGAGUCAAUGAAUACUUAGUGUACAGGUAAAUACUUAUUAGGAACUUGUAAACUGACUAAUAGCAAUUUUUUAUGUCAGGUGUUAGGGCUGGAGAUGAAAUUCUUGCUGUAAAUGAUAUUAAAGUAGAAGAAGUAGAAAAUGCAGUGGAAGAUCUUAGGGAAGCGCUUAAGGGUAUGCAUCACCAUUUGAUUAAUGUCAUUCUUUGAACUAUGAGAUCACACUGGAAUCUUGAUAGCUACAUCAUGUAAACUACAGAAAGGAUCAUGUGAGUUUUUGUUCUUUUCUAGACCCAUCCAUUACCUUGUUACUGCGUUCAUGCCGUGAUGAACCACCAGUGGCAAAUAAGGUGACAUCAGAUGCCAUUAUCACCAGUCUUGUUGUUCAGCCGCCUCCUAAAAUAAGGUAACAACCGAGCAGUUAGCGAAAAAGAGAAGAGGAGGAUUACGCAUUGUUUUACAUUUGCAAGUUGCAUGUAUUGUUGGAUGAGACACAAUGUACAUAUAGACAGAUGAACACUCUAGGACAAUUUGAUGAGAAAAGGGCCAAUAAAAAAGUUUAAGUUGUCAUAUUAUUACAAUGUUUAAUCCUCACGGUAUGGUAUUUAUUACAAGUAGGUUGGGCUCUAAUUUCACUUUAAAUCUUUUGAGCCUUCAUUAGAUUGAUACUUUUCCAUCGGAUGUACUCUGUUUGGAUGUUGGUAAAUGUAAAUUGAUGAUGACAAAUGCUGACAAAUGUUGCUCAAGAAAGUCAACUACACCAAACUUUCAUAUUGUGUAAUAGGGUUGUGGAAAUGCAAACAAUUAGUUACCGUAGAUGUUUAAGGCGCAAGAAUUUUGAUCAUUUUUUGUUGUCACUUUUAACGUUAAUAGCUUCAGUUUUCCUAUUCUUUCAGUGAUACAAUUCCUGAGCAAGAUCUAAGUGACCUUAUUGUUCCUCCACCUCAAUGUGAGUGAUUUUCCCAAGGCUUUUCUUUAUAAAUUGAAGCAGAAAUAUAUAUUUAUGUUUUUGACUCAAGUUUUUAAGUGUGUAUGUGCGUCACCAAAGAUGUCCUUAUGAGGAGUGUCCAAUGUAAGGAACCAAAGAGUUUUUAAUGGAAAAGCUGGAAGGAAUUAAAUUCGUUACAGCUUGGAGUUCUUGAAAAAUAUAGCCGAAAUUUUUACAAAUUCUACAUUAACUAUUAGUUUUUUAAAUGUUCUUCAUUCUUAGCCAUCCUUUUUCCGUCAUGACUAAUAUUUGCUUCUUCUGUGUUUUGAAGUGACUUUAAACAUGGCGAUGUCGUUCCAUAGAGGUUUUAAUUAACACCAAUUUAGGCGAAGUAGUUACCUUCAGAACUAAUUUUGAAAGUAAUUUGGUCUUGCUAUUUAUUUAUGUAUUGUUGUCGUAGCUUUCGACGAAGAUUCUGCAGUGGAUACGGAAAGCGUUAUCACAAGCUAUACCGAAGACCUGAGUAGUCCUUCGUCAAUACCAUCCGGCAAGAGUGUGGACGAACUUCUUCAGGUACCUUCUUUGUCUAGCUUUAAUAAUACAAUAAAAGCUAACCGUAUUGCAGAACCGUCUGCCAGGCGAAACUGCAUUGUUUAGUCAAACUGUAUAUUUACUGGAACUGUCUUAGAUUUUAAAGUCAUGUAGAAUUCAUGUUGUCGUGUUAUAAUUAUGUUGUUAUUUACAAAUGGUGUGCGUGUCGCCUUUCAAAUAAGCUUACCUGCUGCCCAAAACUUCUGGUUAGCGAACAUUUCAGUGCCUUCAUUCGUGGGUUGUCUUUAUUUUGUUGGGUUAAAUGUUAUGUCCAAAACUCGACGAUUAACGACAAUUAACUCUUUCUCUUUCUUGUUCACACACAGCGUGCUGAACAAGUAACGCUGUUCUGUAGGCGGCAGGUGGAAUACUCAGACGACGAAGAACCCAAGCCGAGUGUUCGUCUUAGCCAAGCACAAAAGCUGCGGAAAGUUAUCAUUGAACUUGUCGACACAGAAAGAUCUUACGUGAAGGUAAACAUGAACGACAUCCACAAAUUAUUCUUUCGAAGGAAAAAAAGCAAACUUCUAAAACAAACAAUUGAAAGCAGAGGUCUUGUACAGACAACGUGGUUUUCCCGCCAAAAACUUUCCCGCCGGGGAUUUGACGACGCGGCCACCAAUUCGCGCGAAUAUUCGCGAAUUCGCGCCUCCAUUGUGAAUCAUGCUUAGUUACCUGGCCACUCACCUCUGACGCAGCAAAGUCUCUUUUUUUCCCAGCUAUAAGCAAUCUUUUUGAACAGUGAAAAGCUAUAGACAUAGGAAUUCUUGACUGUAGUGGUGAUUUUUUGCGAUAGUUUUAGCAACAGCUGGUGUUAUCUGUGUUGUGGUUUUGUGUGUGCGUCCAGAUUGCUCAAGUGUUUUUAAUGUCGGCUUCCAUAGUCACGGUCAAAGCUUCAGCUUAUAUGAAGACAAUCUGGUAACAGUUAGUCACUCUUUGUGGUCUACCAGGGCGGUCAUUGGAAUAAUUUCAUGAGUAACUCUCACGUUGGCGAUGAAAACAACAUGGCUUCUAGUGCAUCUUUUUCCUUAAAUGUCCUGCUACAAAGUUUCGUUUGUAUUGAUGUACAACAUUUUCCCUUAAAAAUCAAAAAACGUAUGAAUAAAUAUAUAUUAAUGCUUAAUUUUAGGAUCUGAGACUUUUACUUAAACGUUAUCUUGACCCCAUGAAAGAUGAAAACUUCAUGUCACAAUCAGAGGUAGGCUUAUGCUACAAUUUUCUAGUGAAAAUCGUUCUCUCUCUCUCUCUCUUUCUCGUUCUUUAAGUCAAUUAUUUAAUGGUGUUAUACCAUUUCACUGACGUUUUUUUCAUUCUAAUUCUGCCCCAAUCAAGGUUCAAGCGUUAGUGUCAACUGUUCAUGAUAUAUUAGAGUUUCAAGUGAAAUUCCUUAAGGAAAUUGAAAGGCCAGUAGAAACAGAGACUGGAUUUGAAGAGUUCAGUGCCGUUGAACAGUUUCAGGUAUCUUAGGAGUCUACUUUUUAACUAUGAGGCCAUAACAUGAAAGUGCACUUUUCGAUUGAGUGUUCAACAAACAAAACCGAAGUUACUACCGCGGCCAAUUAGAAAAAAAAAAUGAUGCCAGCACAAGAAGCCGCUAAGGACUCAAUUCAUGUCACGUGCCUUGAGCGCAGGAAAAAAGUAAGCGACCAAGACACGAGUGGUUCUUGUUUUGUAUCUGAUUGGUUGGAAGAGUGGCUCUUGACCAUACUCAUUGUAGUAUUAGAGGAGAAGCAAUAGAAUCCUUAAUCAUUUUCUUCGCUAAAUUGCGUAAAAAUGAAAUUCGACGGGAGAUUCCUUUUUGUGUGGUAAAUUUCGUGAAGAUCUAAUAGGGAUAAGAAUUAAUUAGAACCCUACGCGAGAUUCCCAUAUCUGUAAGGUGUCUUAUUUAGCGUUAUUUUACUUUCAGAACGUUAUAUACACGAUCGGAGAGACAUUUUUCAACUACACGGAACAUUUCAAGCUUUACAGUGCGUUUUGUUCCAGCCACUCAAGGGUUGUUGAACUACUUCAGUCAGGUAUGCAUUACAAAAUAAGAUCCACCGUUUUCAGCGGGUAUUCUGUUCUGUUAGCCCUUCAUCAGAGCGAAAGACGAAGGGUUAACGCUCAAAACGUCAGCUUUGAAACUCUUGACGGUGGCCAAUUUACGUCAACAACUCACUUGAUAUACUAAAUUACCCUGUUACACUCUCCCACUAACGCAGCACCACAGUUUCUUUAGAAACUUACCUCCCUUAUUCUGUUCUGUAGUCUCCUUUGGUCUCGUCACGCAACGCCCUCUCUCUUCCACUGGUGGUGGACAAGAGAACGCGUGGCGAGACCAAACAACGGCUGUGAAGGAGACUAUCUGUUCUGUGAAUGCAAAGAUCAAAGCGAUUUAGAGAUCCAUCUGUCAAUCUACGAUCGUCUCGUUUCCCAGGCAUUAGUCAUAUAUGGAACUACUGGGCUGAGACUCCAUUUUUCCCUUUCACAUUCUUGAUCCCAGAGUCCAAUUUGUUAGUGCGAUGUCUUUCUCCUUUUUUAUUUUCUUUAGUAUUUAGAAAUAGAAACUGCAUGUGACACUUUUUCUUUUAAAUCGCCUGGAAUGGCCCAGGAAACUAUAAAAAUGCUCAAUUUAUUUGUCGCUUGUGGAGAUGGUGAUUGUGUAUUUUUUUUUCCAGGAUCAAACACGGCGCUGCAUGAGUUCCUUCAUGCCCGUAAUCCAAAGAAUCAGCAUUCAGGGACGUUGGAAUCUUACCUUAUCAAGCCAAUUCAGGUAAAAAGAAAAAGUUAUUUUUUACCCAUUUACUACUUCGUAUUAAGCGGCUAAUUAUGUUAAUUAGCCAGUAUUCCUUACCUGCCUACGUAACGUCUUACAGGGUUGGGAUGAAGCUGAGAUUUGGUGUGCCAAAUAUGAAAUUUGCCCUUAAGUAUACUUGUAGCGAAGCUAUGAACUGUUGAAGGAAGAGCUUACUUACUUUCUUUCUUUCUUUUUUUUUUUCGGUAUAUUAUUGUUUUCUUUUUGGUACAACGCUCGUGACUAAUUCCUAACAUCUUUUGUUUGUUCGACGAACGAGUUCAGAAUUUACGAUCUUUCUUAGUUUUUGUUAUACACAAAUUUGCCAUUGAUCUAAUAAAACAUGUUCUUAUUUGCAGCGCGUAGUAAGGUACCCUCUACUAUUGCGGACAAUCUUAAAGCUCCUGGAUAGCUCCAGUGAAGAAUAUAAUUGCCUUUUAGGUAAGGAAUCAUAUGUCUCACCUCAACAACCCAUACGCUGGGGCUUACUUAUCUGGUUAGAUGCAGAUAAGGAUUUCAACAGAUUUUCACAUUUUCAGAGGCUGUGACUGCAAUUGAAAAAGUUGCUGAGCACAUUAACGAGAUGCAGAGGAUUACAGAGCAGUUCUCACCGGUUUUUCAUCAACUGAUUGAAGAGUUUGGAGUAUUCGAGGUAAAUUACAAAUCACGGUUACCUUGGGCUAAUCGUAAAAAAGUAAAAAAGAUACACGCUUGCUUGCGAUGGAUGACCAUGGAAGAAUUUUAGUUAUCUUGAUGGCAAAAAAUAUCCACGUCUAGGUGAGGUAGGCGCAAGAAUUCCAGAUAGUGUGCGAGCUCACCAAACUCGAAGCAGGGCAAACAGAAAGAAACAAACGAUAGCCGUACAUAUUGUUUUUAGUGGCUUAAAUAUCGUAAUGAAAUGGUAGAGCAGGUGCACCUCUUUAAUACUUUCACCCCUUCAUUACAAACUGUUUUCUAUGUUCAGUCAAAAUUGAGACUUAUUUUCUUUUUCAAGUUUACAGACUAACAUUUCAGUAACAAGGACACUCUGCUAUGUCCCCUCGAAGUUCGAUAGUAUUUGUCGGAUUGUUUCCUUGGAAAUUCUCCAUACUCCACGCUGAACUUUUGCUUUACCGUCUCAAUCAUGAAAACAUACUUCCCCUUUAUGUUCCCGAAUCGUUCAUUCAAUUAUUUUUCUCUGGUAGCUUGCUGACGUCAGCAUAGAUCGGCUGACACAUCAUGGGAAAGUUCGUUGGCUCAAUUGCCCGGAUGACCUACUGAAAAGUGGAACGCUUAAAAAGUACCCAGUCUCUCCCAGAAUUGGAAAAAAGAUGACUCCAGGGACCAUGCAUCUUUUCGGUAAGAUAGCAUCGAUAAAGAUAGGUCCGUUAUUUGUAAUGGUGUCUUUUACAAGUAUUGUUUGCUUUGGUUACUGUACUGCCCCUGCUCCUUUGAUUGUGCAGAAGAUAUUUACAUCGUUUUAACCCUCACGUUCCGUAGAAAUAUGUUUUUAGUACGUCUAUCUGGACCUGAAAUUCCGUACUUUGUUCUACCUUCACAACAGCAUUUGAAAAGGUGUUGAUUCUUCUUUACUUGGAGCGGAAACAGAAAAAGAAAGAAAAAGAUCGGGUGAGUCGAAGAUAGGGUUUUGUUGUUCUUGUCUCGCAUUUCCCUAUUCGUACACAUGUACCUUAUUAACAAAGGGGGUAAGUUUCUUAAGAAACUGUAGUGCUGCGUCGGUAGGAGAGUAUAACAAGGUAGUUAGUGUUAUUAACUGAAUUGAAAACGUAAAUUGACCACCGUCAAGAGUUUCAAUGCUGACGUUUCGAGCGUUAGCCCUUCGUCAGAUACUUUAUUAACAGCUGUGUCUAUUUUUCUUUUCAGCCCACUUCUUUAAGAUCAUCGGAUGAAAUCAAAUUUAAAACUAUUAUUCCAGCUUCUUCACUGGUUGUGCGAGACCACUGUUGGUUAAAUGAUGGUAUGUGAUGUAUGUUAACUUGACAUGUAAUAUUCUAUGCUGUCCUUACCGAGGCCACAAAGUGAUUUUCUAAUUUCCUUGGUAAAAUGUUGUUUUUUUCCCUCAUACGUGCGAGGCGAAAUCAGUUGUCAAAUUUCCGAUUUAUGGUUACCCCUUAAACCCCUAAGAGAGAUAAGAACCCUAUUUUCCCAACAGUAUCUACCCUGAAUCAAACAUUAAGGUAACGAGAAUGAAGGAAAUAAUCGCAAACUCAAGAAGAGUAGGAAAUGUAUAGAGAACAGUAUGGAGAGCUUUCAUUCUGAUGCUAGGCCGGUUAAGCGAGUGGUGUUAGUAGUAAAGAAGAUUACAAAUUGACGCUGAAAACAGAUGUUAGGGAAAGGCAAAUACCUUUUAACAUAAUAGACCACGAUUUGUUUGGAAAAUUAUAAUAAGGGGGGAUUUUUUAUAGAGGUUACGAGCUGCCAUACAGCACAGUAUGUCCUCGUGGAAAAGGGAAGUUUCAUUUAUGUCAUUGACAUUUGAUCGGUGUUUCAUGUUUUCAGUCCUGUUUUGGUCAUAAAAUUGUGUUUCCUUUCAGGUCCGGAGCCAAUACAUUCGUGGGAAUUGGUGAACAUUAGCGAUACAGCAGAGAUUGGCAGACAAGAAUGUGCAUAUGUGUUUGCAAACAAGUAAUAUUGAUACUGGUUCAUUUUCAAUUGUACAUUGUAUUGAACUGUCCGUUGGUUGUUGCGAGGGAAAGGACUUUCUCCUUGACAUAUUAAUAUCAAUCUUUUCAUUCACAAGAUCUCAAUAAUAGUUCACCUUUCUUUCUGCUAUAAAUUACUUAUAAUUUAGCUUUGAGAUUUUGUGUUAGAUUUUGCAAUACUCCGUUCUUUUAUAUAUUUUUUUUCUUAUCGUCACUUUCUGCUAGACAAUGGUCUGAUAUUGUAAAGAAAACUCCUUUUUUUCACUCCUGUCUGGAUGUGAAAAGGUCAAUUGAUAAAACACCUUUCGAUCGACUGUCAUAAAACCAAAACAAAAGUGACCACACUGGCCAUUCAGAACGAAUAGAACUAUUAGGAGUCAAUAAGAACUCAAAAUAAAACAAAGAAAGUUGCUGAUGAGCGCAAAAACGCGAGUAUCCAAAUUACGAUUGAACCAAGUAGGGGGGGAGGAGGGGGGAGGAGGUAAGUUUCUAAAGAAGCUAUGAUGCUGCGUCGGUGGAGCGUGUUAUGUGAUUUGGCCACCGUAAAGAACGGUUGGGGAGGCAGGUGUGAGUUUUGUAGACCAAUUACACCGCACUAAGUACGAUCAAACCAAUGUAAAGUCGGAUUACUUUUGUCAGUUGAUCCUUUAAAUUUUUCCCACCAAAGUCGUUGUUUUUAUUUGGAAGAAAUAUUUGAACCAUAACGUAUCCUCAGAGUGGUGACCUUUAAACAAGCGCCCGUUACCGUACUUUUCCGGAGACGGUGUGUGUUGAAAGGUUUCAUGUGACAUUUUUGCAGAACUGCAGAAGAAAAGAGAGAGAUGGUUAAGUGCAUCAAAGAGGCAAUAAAGCGGAGCAUCAAGGCUGGUUAUAAUUUAGCAAACGCCAUUGCGCCAAGAUCGCCAAGCUUCCGACGUAACAACGCAGACGACAAGCUCAAUGCAUCGGAUCCAGGCCCCUUCUUACGUCUCACCAGUGAUCAAUCGUCGCUUUUCCGCCGAUCGUUCAGUCACAAUCCCGAAGGUUUUCGAAAUCGGAGAACAUCGCUCGAGAGCGACGCGACCCAUAGUUCGGAUGGUUCCGGAGAAACCGAGUCCAUCAGCAGUGCUACCACUCGAGAUAGAAAGUACAGUUUGAAGAAAAAGAACAAAGUGGUAUCUCCUUUGGGGUUAGAAGAUGUUCAAAUUAACUUAUAAAAGUUUAAAUGGAUGUCGCAAUUUAUUGCACCAAGUUCAUUCUAAAGAUCUAGAGUUUUAUUUUUCUAUACUGAUUUUACUGUAAAAAGGAAAGAGUAUCGUUGUAAAAAAUACUUCGUUAUUUAUGCAACUAUCGUUGUCGUUGACUUCGAUUUCUUACUUUCAUGUUUCAAAGUUUGACUAACUUUUUAGUGUGAUUCUUUAGUUUGUGUUUUUUUAAAUCUGCAUGAAAAAAAUCGCACUUGAGUUAUUCCUAGAUGACAGGUUACAGUCAGUACUUGUAGCUUUAAUUACUUUAUGCAGAGGGUCUAUGUAUUCAGGCAAGAGAGCGAUGGUAAAUAAUGUUCUUUCUCACCCUGGGCUGCUAUCACAUUACACGAGAAAUCCUGCGUUCUUUUUCUUGUCCCUAAUAAGUUAUUUAUGGGCGGUCUGAAAAGGGUACAUGUAAAGAAGAAAUUUCUACAUAAUCAUAACCGUGGUAAUUUGAACUUUGCGUGUUAAGUCAUGGUGAUUGAUCAGACAAUUUAAUUCUUAAGCAGCUCUUAAGCCUUACAAUUAUGUAGUCGUUGGCUGUGGAGAUAAAGAAUACUUACCCAAAUCGUUGUAAAAUACUGAAUUUCCAAAUGCGAAAAAUUGAAUACAUGGUGAUUGAAUUCACUGUUGUAUUUCUCCUAUCAUAUCUGUGACUUGGUGAGGUGUACUUACUGAAAUGAUCAUCACAAAAACAUGCCCGCUCUUACUUUUUGUUUGUUGGUCUGUUUGUUUUUUGCCUGACCAUGUAUCAGCUUUAAAGGCUUGUUAGAUAAUCUUCCUUUAUGUUUCUGCUCCGCAUAGUACCAAACCAAAACGUCAGCAAGGCGCAAGGUCUUUCCAAAAGUUGCGUUUGCCAUGGAAACCUUCUAAGUAGAAGAUGCAGAUGUAGACGCUAUUUAGUGCUUCUCUUUCUCGUUCCAAAUUUCUUCUUUAUGUACCACCAUGCUUAAGUCCUCAGUGGCAAAUCGUUUCUCAUGGAUCUUGUGUUUGCAAACUCUUUCGGUGUGUUCAAAUUAUUUUGGUAGAUUUGUGGGGUGUCUGUAGGGAUGAUACAUCAAAAUAUGUAACUCAAUAAAUUAUUUGUUCAUAUUU